Prorocentrum cordatum is the source of this 1102-nucleotide messenger RNA. The record is from the annotation of a GenBank genome assembly. Lineage: Eukaryota; Dinophyceae; Prorocentrales; Prorocentraceae.
GCUUCGCAGCAUGCUGCGCCACCUCUACGACCCGAUUCGGCGAGAGCGCAACGAGGGCAAGGUGCCGCAGUGGCUCGGCCUGCUGCGCCAGAAGCAGGGCGCGGCGCCAGCGGCGGCAGCUCCACGGGCAACGCCUCGCCUGAGCCCACUGCGCAGCGAUGCGAGUCUGGCGGCGGUCGAGUACAAGGUGACCUACGACCCCACGACGGCCACGGUCUUUCGGGAGACCAAGAGCGGCAAGCCCGAGUCGACGAAGGACAUCUUCAGCAGGCCGCGCGCCAGGGGGCACCACAUCAUGAUGGCGAAGUGGCCCGACGGCUACGAGGUAGAAGUCACGGACUUGACAGUCAGUGCGUGGAAGGGCCGACAGGAGACAGCUUCAGACGGGAAGAAUGUCCUCAAGCUCUGGAGCGGUUCGACCGACGGCGGCGUGAAGGUCACGGCGGAGAAGAAGCAGCUGGACAAGAACAACCCUGGGGUGAUCGUGAAGUUCGGCGGCUCGCAGAUGGUGCAGAUCAGCUUCAACUACGUGCCAGAGAGCGACGCUUGCGCUCACGCAGUCGCCUGGGCCAAGGGCGUGGUCUCAGGCAGGUUCGACCCCGACAGGGACCUCAAGCCGAAGAAGGAAAAGCUGGAGAGGUCGUUCGGCGCGGGGAAGCCAGGGGCGACCAAGAAGCGGCCUGCAGCUGCCGACAGCGGCGCCAAGGGCAAGAAGGCGCGCCCAUCGGCGACUGGCUCUGCAGAGGAGGAUAACGAGGAACAUCCAGAGGCAGCCGCAGGAGAGGACGAGGGCCCAGGCGAGGACGAGGGCUCGGACGAGGAGGAGGAUCCGCGAGCGUCUGAGGACGAGGGCGAAGAGGAGGAGGUGGGCGAAGCAGAUGGGGCUGAUGCCGAGGAGACUGAUCCAAAGGCCGCGGAGGCUAAACCCGAGGCCUCGGGGAAAGAGGAGGACGAGGAGGCCGAGGCCAAGGCCGUCUGGAAGAAGCCCGCGGCGGCGAAGGUUGCAGCUAAGAGGCCAGCUGCUGCAACGGACGCGGAGGCCACGGAUGAGGUCGCGGGGAAGGCUGCAGCUGCUGCAACGGGCGCGGAGGCCACGGAUUAA